Oryctolagus cuniculus (rabbit) is the source of this 4030-nucleotide messenger RNA. It is a transcript of the gene TAS2R4, whose product is annotated as taste 2 receptor member 4. Gene Ontology annotation, molecular function: G protein-coupled receptor activity; bitter taste receptor activity. The record is from RefSeq and is a predicted model, not a curated record. Gene Ontology annotation, biological process: G protein-coupled receptor signaling pathway; detection of chemical stimulus involved in sensory perception of bitter taste; sensory perception of taste. Lineage: Eukaryota; Metazoa; Chordata; Mammalia; Lagomorpha; Leporidae. Gene Ontology annotation, cellular component: membrane.
UUCAAAAAUCCCAAGAAAUGAAAGUUCCUUUUAUUUUUUUCUUAAAGUCCCUGUGUAUUCCUUUGAAAAAAUUUCAAACUCUGAAGUUCUUGUUUACUCUUAGUGGACCUCAUUUUUUGGAGUCAUCAUCAAAUCAGCUAAGUCGUCCUUUCACUGCAGCUGGUUGCCUUAAAGCUUUCUCCAGAGACCUGUCAAUAGCACAGUUUGGUUCCAGGGCUGCCCUGGCCACCAACCGAUCUUUUCAGGCUCUGGUAAGCAUCCAGACUCACAAGACUAUCUCAGGCCGGUUUAUCUCCAACCUUCUCCGUUGGAUAGAGUUCAGGGACCCAGCUAAAAGUGUUAUAGGUAUCUCCUAUCUGUGUACCUUGUUUGACAGCUAAAUGCCUGUGAAGAGAUAGCCACAUGCAGUCUGAACAUAAACCAACAUUUAUAAACACGUGAAGAGGUUGACUUUUUUAUGAGCAUAAACAAAAUGCAGAAAAUGAUUAUGGCACAAAUCUGUGCAUACAGCUAGUGAGGGAAAACUAAGUAAAGGCAUCAUCAUGGAAGGAUGGGAUUAGUUGAGAAGGCUAAGGUCCUCGAACUUGAUCUAUUAACUGUAGAGCACUGUUGGUGCUGAGAUAAAGGAGUGGCUUGGCAUGGUCAGGGCGGUUGAAGACGCAUCACCAGAACAGAGCGAUGGGAGGUUGGAUGGGAAGAACCAGGCACCGGAAUUCUCACCACAUUCUGAGAUUUCUGUGAAGAAAAGCAAUGUUUGUGGUGAAACAGUGAUAGAAGCAAUGCUGACCUGGAACUCUAAUUUGAAUUUGAAAUCUUUGGAGCCAGCUGUGACUCCGCUUGAUAGCCCUUCUGCUGUUGGAGGAGAGAGAUUCCAGGUUCAGCUAGGCUUGUUUUAACAAGGCAUUUCUAAGAAGAGGAUAUGAUUGAAGAAACAGUAAUGCAAUCCUCAGAGGAUUUGCAUCUUAGUAAAAGCAGCUGGCUCUUAGACCACCACUGGCUCAUUUGCCAUGCUGGGGAAAAAAAUAAAAAAGCAGACAUCCCUCCUGGCUGGAUACUGGUGCCUGCUUGGCCAUUUCAUUAUUUCUCCUAGCCCCCACCAUCAGCACCACAACUGAAUCCUCGAUACGUAACGAUGUAUCUAGGUUUCUAUUUCUUUGUUAUUGCCUUUUUUGUUCUUAUUUUUGUAGGGACCUUUACAAGUCUAUUUAUCACAGUGGUCAGUUACAAGAGCUGGGCCAAAAGCAACAGAAACUCCUCUUCCGAUAGGAUCCUAUUCAGCUUGGGCAUCACCAGAUUUCUAACGCUGGGACUGUUUCUACUGAAUAUUAUCUACCACACUGUUGCCAAUGUUGAAAGGUCAGUGUACGUAUCCAUCUUUUUGCUAGCGUGUUUGAUGUUUUUGGACUCCGUCAGCGUCUGGUUUGUGACCCUGCUCAACAUCUUGUACUGUGUGAAGAUUGCUAACUUCCAAACCUCGGUGUUUCGCCUGCUGAAACGGAAUAUUUCUCCCACGACCCCGAGGCUGCUGGGGGCCUGUGUGCUGGUUUCUGCCUUCACCACUGUCCUGCAUGUUGUGCUCAGAGAGACGCUCCCCUUUUCCAACUUUGUUUCCAGGAGAAAUGGCACCAUGUUUGGCACCAGUGAGGACAUCUCGUCUUUGGUGAUCUCUUCCGUCUUGAACUCGUUUGUCCAGUUGACCAUCAAUGUGACUUGUGCUUCCUUGCUAAUACAUUCCCUGAGAAGACACAUAAAGAAGAUGCAGGGAAACGCCACUGGCCUCUGGAGUCCCCAGACGGAAGCUCACGUCGGUGCCAUGAAGCUCAUGAUCUGCUUCCUCGUCCUCUACAUCCCAUACUCAGUUACUAGCCUCAUCUGUUUUCUCCCUUAUGUGAAGGUAGAUUUGAGAAUCAGAUGUGUUUGCAUAAUUCUUUCCACUCUUUACCAUCCAGGACAUUCUGUUCUCAUCAUUUUCACUCAUCCUAAGCUAAAAACCAAAGCAAAGAAGAUUCUUUGUUUCAACAAAUAGUAACAUUUCAGUAGUAAAGAGGGACUGCAGUCACCUCAUGGUUUGAGAGUAAGAUUUCCUGUUAGCAGUUUUCCCGGUUUGUUUAUGUGAGUGCUGAUUUGACAAUUUAGGCCUCAAAGGGCUGUAUUUCAGUUCUUCCAUGUUUUUUUUUUUUUCUUUUGUUAAUAUUUUAAAGUAAGGAACAUUCUCUAAGGAAUUUGGUUGAAGCAUUACUUACUGUGUGUUUUAUAUGGCCAUUGCAUCCCUAGAUAAGGGAACUUACUACGUUGUUCCAUGGGCUACUGAAGUGUAAGUGGGAAGUACCCCCGAGUUGAUGUGUACAUGAUUGGUUAAAUUUUUGUGGCUUAGCUGAGGAGCACUGGGUAAAGGCACAGCAAUGGGUAAGUUAGUGAUCACUGAGAGCCUUAGACUGGCUUACAGCGCAGCAAGGAGGUGAAAGAGAAAAUGAAUAAAAGGAAAGUACCAGAGAGAAACGGGAGGAAAAGAAAGAUGGAAAGAAAUAGAUCCAUGUGGGACAAGACAGAAAAGGGAUCCUCACAUCUGUGGGAUGGCAGUGACCGAGUUGCUACCACCAAGAAACCCUGGGAUUGAAUUUCCGGACUCAGUCUGGAAGGUAGGAAAGAGCCAGCGUUGACAGGUGGAGGGCAGUGAACAGUAUUAAAGGGUCAAAACCACGUGCCAAAUAGUGAAAUUAACAUGUUUAAUGCAAGUGCACAGGAUAUCGUGCCUGAGCCUAUGAGAACUCAGUGGGAAGCCAAGAGGAGAUGCUGAGCUCCCGUAGUGGAAGCUGUGGACUUUCGGUGGGUUUACCUCGCUCGUUUGUGAGUUUGUGAACAGUGCACAUCUCUCCCAGGAGAAGGCUGUGUCUGGUUUGGGAUAGCAGACAGUGGCUCCAGAGAAAGACUCUGAACGCAGGAUGCUGACAAGUUUUGACAUGGGAAUUGGGAAAUAUUUAUAUUUAUAAAACUUAAAAUGGCUUAUGUAAUGUUUAUAAAAUACUUGUGUAAUAUCUAAACAUCUCAAAUAAAUAUAUCUUCAGAUUUUACAUCUUACCCGACUUUUUCACUUGACUACCAGAAUCUUGACUAUAAUACACAGUAGGGGCUACUCAAACCAAUGCUUUAUAACACAAAACCUGGAAGUGUUUGUCACAUUAGAAUCUUAAGAGGUAAGCAGCUGGCGCUGUGGCACAGUAGGUUAAUCCUCUGCCUGCGGAGCCGGUAUCCCAUAUUGGCACUGGUUCUAGUCCCGACUGCUCCUCUUCUGAUCCAGCUCUCUGCUAUGGCCUGGGAGGGCAGUGGAAGAUGGCUCAGAUGCUUGGGCCCCCCCGCAUCCACGUUGGGGACCCAGAGUAGGCUCCUGCCUCCGGCCUUGGAUCAGCCCAUCUCUGGCUGUUGUGGCCAUUUAAGGAGUGAACCAGUAGAUGGAAGACCUUUCUUUCUGUCUUUCCUUCUCACUGUCUGUAACUCUACCUGCCAAAUAAUAAAUAAAAAAACUUUCAAAAAAAAAAAAAAGAAUAAGAGGUAAAAUGAUUGCUGAAGUAAUUAAGUGUACACCGUGGCAUAAGAACUUUAAACGAGUGGCAGAAACCCUCAUGGGACUCCUAAUAUCUAGCUGUUCUUUCUCCUCUACUCCACAUUAAUCAGAUUAUUAGCUGCCUAGAAUUUUGGUAGCUAAUUACAUUCUACAGCUUCCUUUUGUAGGAAGGGAUUGCCAUGUGAUCAAGUUCUGCCAAUAGAGUAUGACCAGAGAUGAUGUAUCUAAUUCCUAGGUGGUGCCCAUAGAACAAUCAUGCCCUCUCUUUCCUUUUUCUUCUUUCCUUCUUCCCAGGGCUGGAAUGCUGAUGGGACAGUGGUCCAUCUUGGACUAUGAGCUAGGAAGGGAUAGAUGAGGUCAUUGCUUGGGAUGUUAGACUUACUGUCCACUCCAGAGUUGGCUCCGUGUUUCUUGCACUAGUUGCUGCAGCAGCUCUGGACUGCUCACAAGGCACAUCUCCAGUCUUCA